AUGACGUCCCACACUGAUGCUGCCCGCAAUGAGGCGAACCCUUGGCGAGUAUUCAUUGCUGGCGGUUGCUAUUCUGGUCUGUCGGCGGCCAUCCAUCUGCUUGAUAGAUGUGACAGUGUUCCCGAGAAACCCGUGCAUGUCGCUAUCACCAUUGUUGAUGAGCGGGAUGGCUUCUACCAUGUGAUCGGCUCGCCGUUGGCCCUUGCUGAUAAGAAGUACGCUGAGAAGGCCUGGGUAGAAUACAAGGAUGUCAAGAUCCUCCAAAGGCCCGACGUCCAAAUCGUCCAUGGCAGCGUGACAAAGGUUGAUCCUACCUCAAAGACUGCCACCAUUCGCGAAUCCAGCAACAACUCCGAACGUACCGAGUCCUACGACUUCUUCAUCGGCGCGACCGGCUUGCGGAGGGUAUGGCCCGUCGUACCCCAAGCACUCAGCAGGAAGACCUACCUCACCGAGGUAAACAGGCAUAUUGAUGCUGUGACAAGCAGUGCUGACCCUGUGCUUGUUGUCGGUGGAGGCGCCGUUGGUAUCGAGAUGGCUGCGGAGCUCAAGACGGUCCAGCCCAAUGUAAAGGUUACUCUGGCGCACUCGAGAGCGAAACUUCUCUCGUCGGAGCCGCUCCCGGACAUGGUUAAGGACUGCGCCUUGGACCUCGUCCGUGAGUCUGGUGUUGAUCUUCUUAUGGAGCAUAGGCUGGUGAAGAGCACACCGAUCAAGAAUGCCGCAGGCCAAGACGCGUACGAGGUCGAGUUUGAGAACGGCCAUAAAAUGUUGGCAAGCGUGGUAGUCAUGGCUAUCUCCAAGAGUGUGCCAUCAACAGACUUUUUGCCCAAGGAGGCGCUCAAUGAGGAGGGGCUAGUGAACAUUCUGCCUUCGCUGCAGCUUUCCAGCAAGGAAAUCCCUAACGCGGAACGCCACUUUGCCGUUGGCGACUUGAUUAACUGGUCAGGCAUCAAGCGUUGUGGUGGUGCCAUGCACGAGGGCAAGUACGCCGGUCUCAACAUCCACCAAAUGAUGAUGCACGAGAUGGAGGGCAAGGACAUCAAGUUUAACGAGAUUGACGAGAUACCGCCCAUGAUCGGCCUUGCUGUAGGCAAGAAGGCUGUAUCGUAUGGUCCCGAGGGAAUGAACUCCGGCAAGCAGGUGAUGCACUCAUUUUUCGAGGAGGAUUUAGGAUUCAGAAUCUGUUGGGAUCACCUUCGCCUGGGCGGAAACCCUGCUUAA
Messenger RNA from Neoarthrinium moseri, 1224 nucleotides. RefSeq lists its product as uncharacterized. The coding region runs from base 1 to 1224 and encodes 407 amino acids. NCBI's taxonomy places the organism in Eukaryota, Fungi, Ascomycota, Sordariomycetes, Amphisphaeriales, Apiosporaceae. Gene Ontology annotation, molecular function: electron-transferring-flavoprotein dehydrogenase activity; flavin adenine dinucleotide binding. The transcript has 4 exons. Gene Ontology annotation, cellular component: cytoplasm. The record is from RefSeq and is a predicted model, not a curated record.